CGUGCGCACACCCGCCGCAGGAGGCUCCGGGACCCGCGACCCCUCGCCCGCUCCCUCCAUGGCCGCACGCCGGCCGCAGGAGCCCGCGGAGCCUCUGCCCGCGGGCCCGGGGACGCUGGGCUCAGGCAGCCCGCGGGCCCGGCCCAGGCUCGGCGGCGUUUUCCGCUGCGUGGAGGACACCUUUGAGAACAAGACGCUGCAGCUGGACGCGUCGGGCGGUGGCCGUCGGAGCCCUCGGGCUGGAGAGCAGUACAGCGGGCCACCUGGCGACCCAGAGGGACCCGGCGAGCCCCGCCGAGAUGACCCGGAGGCCGCGAGUGACCGCCUUUUGAUCAAAGGCGGGAAGAUCGUGAAUGAUGACCAGUCCUUUUAUGCUGAUUUGUAUGUGGAAGACGGUUUGAUAAAACAAAUUGGAGAAAACCUCAUUGUCCCUGGAGGCAUCAAAACCAUCGACGCCCAUGGCCUGAUGGUCCUGCCAGGCGGAGUGGACGUCCACACGAGGCUGCAGAUGCCCGUCCUGGGCAUGACGCCAGCUGAUGACUUCUGCCAGGGGACCAAGGCCGCCCUAGCGGGAGGGACCACCAUGAUACUGGACCACGUGUUUCCCGACACGGGUGUGAGCCUGCUGGCAGCCUAUGAGCAGUGGCGGGAGCGCGCGGACAGUGGGGCCUGCUGUGACUACUCCCUCCACGUGGAUGUCCCCCGCUGGCAUGAGAGCAUCAGGGAGGAGCUGGAGGCCCUGGUCAAGGACAAAGGCGUGAACUCUUUCCUGGUCUUCAUGGCGUACAAGGACAGGUACCAGUGCACCGACGGCCAGAUGUACGAGAUCUUCAGCAUCAUCCGGGACCUGGGUGCCCUGGCCCAAGUGCACGCAGAGAACGGGGACAUCGUGGAAGAGGAGCAGAAGCGGUUGCUGGAACUUGGCAUCACCGGCCCCGAGGGCCACGUGCUCAGCCGCCCCGAGGAGGUGGAGGCCGAGGCCGUGUACCGUGCCAUCACCGUUGCCAAGCAGGCCAACUGCCCCCUGUACGUCACCAAAGUGAUGAGCAAGGGUGCGGCCGACAUGGUCGCCCAAGCCAAGCGCAGGGGGGUGGUCGUGUUUGGGGAGCCCAUCACCGCCAGCCUGGGCACCGACGGCUCCCACUACUGGAGCAAGAACUGGGCAAAGGCCGCGGCCUUCGUCACGUCCCCCCCCAUCAACCCGGACCCCACCACCGCAGACCGCCUCACCUCCCUGCUGUCCAGCGGGGACCUCCAGGUGACCGGCAGUGCCCACUGCACCUUCACCACCGCCCAGAAGGCCGUUGGCAAGGACAACUUCACGCUCAUCCCCGAGGGCACCAACGGCAUCGAGGAGCGGAUGUCUGUGGUCUGGGAGAAGUGUGUGGCCUCAGGGAAGAUGGAUGAGAAUGAGUUUGUCGCUGUGACCAGUACGAACGCGGCCAAAAUCUUCAACAUUUACCCGAGGAAGGGGCGUGUGGCUGUGGGCUCUGACGCCGACCUGGUUAUUUGGAACCCCAGGGCCACAAAAAUCAUCUCUGCCAAGAGCCACAACCUGAACGUGGAGUACAACAUUUUUGAAGGCCUCGAGUGCCGAGGGGCCCCCACGGUGGUCGUGAGUCAGGGCAGGGUGGUGAUGGAGGACGGGAACAUGUUCGUCACCCCCGGGGCCGGCCGCUUCAUCCCUCGGAAGACGUUUCCCGACUUCGUCUACAAGAGGAUAAAGGCGCGCAACCGGCUGGCGGAGAUCCACGGUGUGCCCCGAGGCCUAUACGACGGGCCUGUCCACGAGGUGAUGGUGCCCGCCAAGCCGGGGGGCGGUGCCCAGGCCCGCGCGUCCUGCCCAGGGAAGAUCUCGGUCCCACCGGUGCGCAACCUGCACCAGUCGGGGUUCAGCCUGUCUGGGUCCCAGGCGGACGACCACAUUGCGCGACGCACGGCUCAGAAGAUCAUGGCGCCCCCUGGCGGACGUUCCAACAUCACCUCGCUGUCCUAGGUGUCUGCGUGGGACCCGGCGAGCCAGUGCUGUCCCACCCACGGGGCGGCGGCUGGCCGGGGCUGCUCACCUCACAUAGCUCUCCCUUUG
Messenger RNA from Panthera uncia (snow leopard), 2086 nucleotides. It is a transcript of the gene DPYSL4, whose product is annotated as dihydropyrimidinase like 4. Gene Ontology annotation, cellular component: cytoplasm; cytosol. NCBI's taxonomy places the organism in Eukaryota, Metazoa, Chordata, Mammalia, Carnivora, Felidae. Gene Ontology annotation, molecular function: hydrolase activity, acting on carbon-nitrogen (but not peptide) bonds, in cyclic amides. The record is from RefSeq and is a predicted model, not a curated record.